Scleropages formosus (Asian bonytongue) is the source of this 5213-nucleotide messenger RNA. RefSeq names its product ring finger and CCCH-type domains 1b (gene rc3h1b). The transcript has 20 exons. The record is from RefSeq and is a predicted model, not a curated record. Gene Ontology annotation, molecular function: double-stranded RNA binding; mRNA binding; RNA stem-loop binding. NCBI's taxonomy places the organism in Eukaryota, Metazoa, Chordata, Actinopteri, Osteoglossiformes, Osteoglossidae. Gene Ontology annotation, cellular component: cytoplasmic stress granule. The coding region runs from base 275 to 3673 and encodes 1132 amino acids. Gene Ontology annotation, biological process: nuclear-transcribed mRNA catabolic process, deadenylation-dependent decay; protein polyubiquitination; ubiquitin-dependent protein catabolic process.
CUACGCGGUCGACAUGGCGACCGAAAAAAUAACACAUUUGACUCAAAACAGCUGAAGAUUGACCCAAGUUCAAUCGGAGAUUGUUUCAUAUUUCACACUAUGUGAUGAAUGUCUACAAUGUCAGAAUAUACUGAAGAACAUUGAUGUUUGGAAGGUUUUUUUUUGAUUCCAGUGGAAUCUGUUGGAUUUUUUUGUUUGUUUUUAAAAAACCAAACAAAAGCACACAUUUACCACCAUUAUAAAAGAGAUUUAUAUGUAGAGUAAAUCUGUUACAAUGCCCGUACAAGCGCCACAAUGGACAGAGUUUCUGUUGUGUCCCAUCUGCACUCAAACGUUCGAGGAGACUAUUCGCAAGCCCAUCAGCUUGGGCUGUGGCCACACUGUGUGCAAGAUGUGCUUGAACAAACUGCACCGCAAAGCUUGCCCUUUCGACCAGACCACCAUCAACACCGACAUCGAGCAACUCCCGGUCAACUCUGCUCUGCUGCAGCUGGUCAGCGGACAGGUUCCCACACUGCAGCCUGUGACCCUGCUGACCAGUGCAGAAGACACAAAGCACUAUCAUGAAGCCCGCAAGUGUGUAGAGGAACUGGCCCUUUACCUUAAACCACUGAGCAGCACCAGAGUUGUGGGCCUCAGCAGCGCGGCCCAAAGCACGCUGAGCCGGCCCAUGCAGCGCAAGCUGGUCACCCUGGUACACUGCCAACUGGUGGAGGAGGAGGGCCGGGUGCGUGCCAUGCGGGCUGCCCGCUCUCUGGGCGAGCGUACUGUCACUGAGCUCAUCCUGCAGCACCAGAACCCCCAGCAGCUCUCCUCCAACUUGUGGGCUGCUGUGCGGGCUCGUGGCUGCCAGUUCCUAGGUCCUGCAAUGCAGGAGGAGGCCUUGAAACUGGUCUUGUUGGCACUUGAGGAUGGCUCAGCUUUGUCCAGGAAAGUCCUGGUGCUUUUUGUGGUGCAGAGGCUGGAGCCACGUUUUCCACAGGCCUCCAAAACCAGCAUAGGACAUGUGGUGCAGCUCCUUUACAGAGCCUCCUGCUUUAAGGUGACAAAGCGCGACGAAGACUCUUCUCUGAUGCAGCUCAAAGAAGAGUUCCGCACAUAUGAGGCCCUAAGACGUGAGCAUGACUCCCAGAUAGUGCAGAUUGCCAUGGAGGGGGGCCUCCGCAUCGCCCCGGAUCAGUGGUCCUCCCUCCUUUAUGGGGACCAGUCACACAAGUCCCACAUGCAGUCUAUCAUUGACAAGUUGCAGACGCCUGCAUCGUUUGCACAGAGUGUGCAGGAGCUGACCAUUGCCCUGCAAAGGACUGGAGACCCUGCUAACCUCAACCGACUGAGACCCCAUUUGGAGCUGCUGGCCAAUAUUGACCCCAGCCCAGAUGCACCUCCACCAACCUGGGAGCAGCUGGAGAAGGGGCUGGUGGCAGUGAAGACUGUUGUCCAUGGCCUAGUGGACUUCAUCCAGAACCACAGCAAGAAGGGAACUGACCAGCAGCAGCCACCCCAGCACAGCAAAUACAAGACUUACAUGUGCCGAGACAUGAAGCAGAAGGGCGGUUGUCCUCGUGGGGCCAGCUGCACGUUUGCCCAUUCCCAGGAUGAGCUGGAGAAGUACCGAAAGAUGAACAAACGUCUGGCUGCCCGCCGGCCACUUAGCCAGUCUCUUACCCAGCUGAACGAGGUGGGCCACCCCUGCUCCCCAGUUCUGCUGCCAGAGGAGGGAGGCACUGUGGAGGCAGUAACACAUAAGGCCUCCCCACUCACCAACGGCAUUGUGACAGCUGGAUCAGGCUCGGCUCUGACACAGCUCAUUUCACGCGGCACCGACCCGGCCUAUGAUGCAGCACGCAAAUCUGUGAAGCUAGACACAGGGAGCUUGAGCGCCCCAGGAUCUCCACCUGAUUCGCUGGACUCCGUCCCUAAGUCUGUGAUGCCCAUGAACUCGCACACAAUGUCCCAUCCCAGGAUGGCUGCGGAUCACCUCCCCAUGCCCAAGCAGAUGCCUAUGGUCCCCAGGGGACCGCAGAUAUACCCCCCACAGCAGCCUGACAUGUUCUACCCAGAGCCUAGGCCACCUGCUUCAGCUUCACAAUAUGAUCACACCCAGUACCCCACAGGUAAUGCAUACAGCUACCAGCCCCCCCAGUACGUCCAGCCGCGCUACAUACGUAACCCACCACCCCCCAGCGACACAAGCGUGCCCCCGUACCAAGACACCUACCCAGGUUAUGGCCCAGAUCGCCCGUACCCGAGUGCCCCCUCAGCACCCGCAUUCUCAGCUGUUACACAACAUGUGUACCCUCCUCACUAUGAUGGACGCCGACACGGCCCCUAUGGCGGGCCGCCACAGCCCUUCCCACCAAGAGACGAGCUGGUGAGAAUGAGCCCUGUGCCUGUGGACUUGGCCCCCCAAGCUCCACCCCCACUGGCUGGAUCCCAGUAUCAUCCAGAAUCAUCACGGGAGCGCUACCCUCCAGAGAGUUACUGUCCUGCAGGGCCCCACCCUGGCCAGAUGAGACCGUACCUCCGGGAUCCUUACAGUCGACCCCAACACAGUCUUGACUACCUUCAUCGUAGACGCAAGGAGAUCAUGGCACAACUAGAGGAGAGAAAAGUAAUUUCUCCCCCUCCUUUUGCUGCCUCGCCAACACUACCACAUACUUUCCCAGCCGACUACCCAUCAGAGCAGUACAUAGAGGAGAACAGUAAGGCCUUCGGGAAGUGUAGAGAGUCGGAUUAUGCUGGACAAUACUCCCCUUGGUCUUGCGACACCAUUGGCUCCUACAUUGGCACAAAGGACAUCAAGCCCAAAGAUGUCAUGGCACCUGGUGCAAUGGAAAUUAUGAGUUCAGACAGUAAGUGUCUGAGGGACACGCCAAUGGACGUGCAGCGGCGGUCGACAGAGGCCAAAGAUGAUGACCCCAUCAUCCCAUUUGGCCCACAGCCCACUGUGUCCCGUUUUGGUGCCAUCUCGCGAACUUCUAAAACGGGCUACCAGACCACUGGACCGGUUCAAGCCAUGGCCUCCUCACAGGGAUCUGCCACCAAACACAUCUCAGUUGCAGCUGAGUACAGUUAUGGGAACCAUGGAUGUUGGGGAGGAGCUUCAUACCCUCCCCACCAAAAUGUCACUUCUCAGGGACACUUUACUGAACGAUUGCCCAUGCCAUCUGCGGACAGGGAACAGCUGAAAAUGGAACUGCAGCAGGUCAACCAGCAGAUCAACCAACAGACUCAGAUUCGUGGCAUGGAGGCGGCCAGCAAUAGCAUGCUUCUGCAGAAGGAAGCAAGCACACUGGGCCCCCAGCCGGGAUCAGCGAAGUGGCCCGCAGGCACGGUGUCCAGCGAGCAGCUCAGUCUGGAGCUGCACCAUGUAGAGAGGGAGAUUGGCAAGAGGACUCGGGAGAUCGCCCUGGAAAGCCAGUCAUCCCGAGAAGUUCAGUACACGCUGAAAACCACAGAGAAUGGGCAGCCUGACCACAAGGUCCAGCUGGAGGACCUCUCCUUGGGUCUUAGCGAGGCCUCAAAUGGUUCUAGCAGCUUGCAGGACAGCACUGUUAGCAGCAACAGCAUGUUGUCUCUGACUAGCAAGACCUCGUCCCUCUGCUUGUCCACUGACCCAGGAGCAGGCAGCUCAGAUCUGCAGAAAAAUGGUGUGGUCCAUCCCUGCUCAUAGAGCUCUCUCUUCUCUGGUGCUGGGCUCCAUCCCAUUGCUACCACUACUUCCUACCUGCGCUGAUGGGUCAAUUUGUGUGUGGCUCUACCCACCCCCACUCACUCUUUCGUGGUGUGGGUGGGGCCACACACCCCUUCCUUCAGUGUAACUCUACUCACACUGGCUGAAAUGUAAUGGCCUUUGAAAUUUUAACAAUGGAUGUCCAGGUUGUGAGAGACCGUUUUAGGUUUCCAGGUUGUCAUUAUAUUGAGUCAUAUAAGGGCUAUGAAUUAAAGGAGAACAGCAUUCAGAAUCAAGCAUCUGAUACAUUUUAUAAUUUGAAUGAAAGCCUAAGUGUGCAAUUCGGGAACGGUUGUGAAAUAGUGCAUUGACACAUAAUAUAUCAAAUCUCCUUUCUUGUCUGCUGUCGGUGGCUUGUCUGUUAUCCCCUGACUGCUGGGAAUUCUUCUGGCUUUAACAGCAACCGUACUUUUUUCUUUUCCUGUGGAAAGGUCUCUGAUCAUGUAAAACCACAAAUAAGGUAUUGGAUUAAUGCAUCAGGUGUGAUUACAUAACAUUCCCAAUACCAGACUCUUUCAGCCAAGAGAUGGCAGACACGGAAGUAAUGGGGAGACAUGAGAAAUCAGCUCAGUCCUCCAGCUGAUGUGAUUCCAAGGAAGCAGGUCAAAGUUUUUGAUAAGAGAUUUGAUAUAGGUUAUAAAGCAUAUCUUAUUGCUGAUGUUGCAAGUUCUCUCCUAAGCUCCCAGAUUAAAUUCCAUCAUUUAACUUUUGUGCAUGUUAAGAACUUGAGGUGAUCAAAAUAGAUUCACAAGUGCACACAAGCAAACGUUCUCACACACAAAACCAGUUUUCUUGUUUUAUUUAGAGAUAAGCAGUAUCUGCUGUGAGUUGUUUUCUUCUUUUGUUCUGUGAAUGAACUUUAUUUUACCAGAACUUUUUCUGCCUUGGAAACCAUUAUGUUUUUUCUUAAAGCAUUUAAAAACUAGGCAAGUUUAAAAAGGAAAAAAAAAAAACUAAAAACAGUAACAUUAUGAUGAUAACAAAGCCAUUUCCCUGGUAUAUAAAUUGUUCACUCGUUUUGGAAGCUGAUAAGAGUUCAGAAGCCAUUUUUGCCGCUUCCUUGAAAUAGAAAUUAGAUCAGCUAACUUUUCUGUUUGUUCGUGUUGUUGCUGUUGUUUCCCUUGGAACUCUGUUUGCUGAGGAGACCCGAGAUCUGAAUUUCCAGAGUGGAUUUUCCUGCUGCACCUGACAUAGUGUUGCAUAGAAAGGCUGAUGGGAAAUAUCUUGAUUUGGCCUCUUUUCAGACUUUUUCAGUGUAGUGUGUUGCGUGCUGACCAGUUGGCAAAACCGAGCACCAUAGUAACACAGACAUCAUGCUGUAUGGCAGGCACAUUUUCAUCAUCCUAGCUGUUUGCAGUGUUACGUACUGGAGGGGAAGGUGUUUAGUUCUUUCAGUGCCCUGCAGAUGAGCUCAUCCAGUAAGGUUUCAGACAUGGCUGCUUAAUGUUAUCAGCCGGGCCAGUGCUUCGAUUUUUUUUAU